Saprolegnia parasitica CBS 223.65 is the source of this 947-nucleotide messenger RNA. RefSeq lists its product as hypothetical. The record is from RefSeq and is a predicted model, not a curated record. The coding region runs from base 43 to 882 and encodes 279 amino acids. The transcript has a single exon. Gene Ontology annotation, cellular component: plasma membrane. Lineage: Eukaryota; Oomycota; Saprolegniomycetes; Saprolegniales; Saprolegniaceae.
UGGGUCAGUUGUGAAUUUGCUGUCUCCUCCCACAAUACGACGAUGGCCCGCUCCAUGACCUACCUCGCGGCCGCGGCGCUCUGCGUCGCGCUUGUCGCUGCCGACUCGGCCACGACGGCGCCCGUCAACCAAGUGCAGAAGGUGCUCAACACCUCGGGCUCGCAAGUCAUUGACACGCUCUCGGGCGGCGACUCGGCGACCGCCUCGACGCUCAAGGGCAUCUUUGCCGCGAUCGCGCUCGUCGCGUCGCUCGGCGUCACCUUUGCCGGCUACAAGAUGAUCUACCCGGUGCUCUUCGCGGCCUCGUUCUUCUUUGGCGCGUGCUUCUCGUACGACGUGCUCCUCCAGCUCUUCGCCAACCAGAACGCAGCGUACGUCGGCUUUGUCAUUGGCGGCAUCCUCGCCGCGGUCCUCGUCCUCUACUUUUACGACGUGGGUAUCUUCGCGAUCGGCGCGGUCGCCGGCGCGAUGGGCGGCUUCAUCUUUGACGCGUCGUUCACGGCCAGCCUCGGCGGCGAGAACCACCUGUACGUGCACUAUGCGAUCGUGAUCAUUACGGCGAUCGCCGGCGGUGUCGCGGCGCUCAAGCUUGAGAAGACGGCGCUCGUGAUUGCGACGUCGUUUGCGGGCGCGGCCAUCUUUAUCGGCGCGCUUGGCCACUUCAUCGGCGGGUACCCGACCGGCGACCAGCUCACCAACAUCAAGGGCAACGCGUCGUUCAUCAACAACGUGCCGUCCUCGUGGUGGGGCUACUUCGCCGCGACGCUCGUGCUCUUCGCCCUCGGCGCCUACGUGCAGUUCUUCCACACGGCCAAGAACGUCAACCACAUUGACGGCAACUCGGACGAGAAGAAGCCGCUCCACGGCUACCGCAAUGUCUAAGCGCGAUUAAGAUCGAAUAAGAUCGCCGCCAUGCGGUAAAUAAGAACAUGAUAUGUGUGUGUCCA